AUGGCUGGCAUCAAAGACGGAGGCGAUCCUGUCGCUGCCGGUCGUGGGGCGAAGAUCCGCGAGUCCAUGAAACAGUUGCUUCAAAGUAAAGCCGUGAAGGGCUCCCUGGCAACAAGCCGGAAUCUUCCGGAUGCAUCGAAGGUUGCUGAAAACGAUGCGGCGAAACGCAACGAGGAAUUCUUCCGGCAGCUCGAACAGGAUUAUGGGCGCCUCUGCCGCGAUGAUGGAUGGGAUGAGGUCCUUCGGGCCGCACGUGAAGAGCCCAUUGCUCCGCCGCUCCGACCCGAGGAUGCGAUUCCUGCCGGCUCUGACUACUUCCGGGUGAAGCUGCCACCAGGUCAAGACCGUGAGCUACGUCUUGACCCGGCAAGAACUGGAAACGGCAAAGCAUUUGUGGAAAGCCGUCCAAGACGGAAUCUCGAUGCUCUUCGGAAAGUCGAGCAGGAGACUCGAGAGGCCAUGGAGCGGGAGCAGCUACGCCUUGACAGUCUGCCCAAGUCGGAGCCCAUCCGCACACGGUCUGACGUGCGCUCCUUGGUCUUGGGAAGACCGAGCCUCACAGCUUUAGCGGUUGGCAGCCAAGCCGGCGCCUUGGUGCUUCAACACAAGAUGUGUUUAUAUGCCAAGCGGAAAGGUAAGGGCAACAAGGGCCACGAACAGAUCCGAAGGGCCGAAGGGUCCACUGGCGUGGUGGGACCUUUUCCAGGCGUGGCUCGCUACACUCCCCGUGCAGAGUUCAGCGGGCCAACUGUCGACGGUAACCUGUACGGCCGUCAGACGGUGGACGUGCCAACAGCGGCGGAGGAGCAAGGGGCCGUUGCUAGCAAGCCGCUCGACCUGACCAGUGUCGAGGAGCUCUUUGCGGGUGACACCGCGAUGCGCUGUCAUGCAACGCGCCUGCCACAUGCAAGCGGGCUUACCGGCCACUCCGUCCAAAGACGCGGAAAUCCGAAGAAUUUCGCACGCAGCAAGAAGCUGCGUUCCUGUGUGUACUCGUGGAGCGGGAGUUUGCCCUGGGCUGUGGCACAGCACAUUUGGGCAGAUUCCGCAGCAUCGAUCGGAUUUGCGAACGUUGAACAUGAUCGGCCUGGUUCAAGGUUCAAGACCUUGGGGGUUGCCGAGUUCUAUGUUCAAGCUUCGCACAAAGCUGUUCGAACUUCGAAAAGUAAAGAGUGCCAACUGUGUGACCAAACACCAAAAGUCUGGUCCAGAGGUGCGGGCAGCCCUGCCUUCCAUCGGCAUGGUCAACGGUGGGUGCCAUCAAGCAGGUACCAUACGGCCAACAUGACCAUGCUGGUCACAAUCGUGGCGCAACAGAUUCAGCCCGCGAAUGUUCAACCUGAAGCACCUUGCGUAUUCGAAGUCUUCGCGGGCUUCGCAAUUUUUGGGCUUCCUAGCCUUUCUGUGGAUGUCGUGGACUUGGCCCACCUCAGCCAGGAGAAGGGCUGCUCAGCAUACCUUUCGAAAAGUCUGAGGAGCCAUAUCUACGGAAGCGAAAAAAGCGACAAGGUCCAUGAGGGCGGUGUUGUUGCAUUCUGGCACGACCAGGGCGCACUGGGCAUUGCUUGCCCCAUGAUGGCACAAACAUCUAGGAUGAAGGGCGACAUGCCUCUGGUUAUGGCGUGGUUUCCGCACCGCGGGGCAUCCACGGACCUGGGACAUCCGGAGACUGUCCUGGAGUUGCAGCACCAAGAGCUGUUGUCACGCUUGGACGAGUGGCUGCAAAGAGUCAGCGACACAAUCGGCAGGACGGAGCCGGAGAUGACGUUGCAAACGUCCAAUAGAUCCCAGAUUCGUUCCCCUGCCAGUGGUGAGCCGCUCCCGAAGCAGCUUCCCCGGCAGCUAUCACGGAGCAAGACCCUUAGAGUCAAGGAGGUAGGCGACGGAGAAGAAGGUUUGGGCAGCUAUGAUUUGGCGCGGCACCAGGGCUCGAAGGUGGAUAUGUUCAAGAAAAUGAAAUCCGAGGAGGCGAGCUUGGCCAAGUCCGAGGAGCAGACCACACAGUGCGGGAUGGUGCAGAGCUGGUGUUCAAGGAUCGUCAAAUCAACAGUAUGCGAAAUCUUCUUCGCAUUGAUGAUCGUCACCAACUCCGCCUACCUUGGCGUGCAGCUAGAAUGGAGCUCGCAGAACAGAGACAGGACGGCUGAACAGCAAAAUGUUUUUCUCGUUAUAAACGUGGUCUAUGCCGUCAUUUUCCUCAUUGAGGUUUGCCUGCGCCUAUUGGCUAGCGGGCCCAGAAUCUAUUUCCUGGCUCCUGGCUGGUCCUGGAAUUGGCUCGAUGUUUUCGUGGUGACGUCAACCUGGGUUGAGCUUGCCGUUGGCUUCAUCUCGGUUGAUGGUAACGAUGGUGGCUUGUCAAACAGCAACCUUCGAUUGCUGCGUGUGAUCAAGGUCACAAGACUGGCCCGUGUUCUUCGAGUUCUGCGCGUUGUGCAGUUUGUGCGACCAUUGAGGACGCUCAUGCAUUGCCUGGUCGACACUACAAAAUCCUUCGUUUGGUCACUGAUGCUUUUGGUUCUCAUGAUGUACGUCUUCGGCCUGCUCUUCACUGAUGCCGCCAUUGACCACAUGCGCAUAAUCGGAACUACGGAUCCAGAUAUGGACAGGCUGUUUGGAACUGUGCCUUCUUCUAUUUCAACGCUUUUCCGCUCCAUUUCGAAUGGCAUGGAUUGGGGUACUGCCGCAGAUAGCCUCACAGCGAUUGACCCCAUUUGGGCACAACUGUUCAACUUUUACAUUGCAUUCAUAAGUUUCGCAGUAUUAAAUGUGAUGACCGGCGUAUUUUGUAACUCAGCCAUCAAGGCUGCCGAGCGUGACCACGAGAUGGUCAUCCAUUCGCUAUUGCAGAGCCGGAAAGAAUUCAAAGACUUGGUGUCGAAUCUCUUCCAAAAGAUAGACGACCUGGGCCUCGGGAUGAUCACAAUUUCUGAGUUCGAGCAGCAUUUCAACGACGAUUCGGUGCGGGCCUUCUUUGAGUCGCUGGAAAUGGGCGCUGUUGACGCAUGGACGUUAUUCGCGAGCUUGGAUGCGGACGGCGACAAUGUCAUCAGCUUAAAGGAUUUUACCGAGCGAUGCAUUCAGCUACAUGGUCCUGCAAGAUCAGUCGAUCUGUAUGCGUUGACACAGCAGAACGUCAAGCUUCGACAGCAGCUACAAGCUAUUGAAGACCUCCAGCUUCAACUUGAUCAGUACGUCCGUGCGCGGCCUCGACUGCGCGAGGGAUUGAUGAGUUCAUCAAAGGAGAUGCAGCGGACGGUGUCGGACUUUCGAGAUGCGGAUGGGACGCAUUGCCGAGUAUGA
This is a messenger RNA of Symbiodinium sp. CCMP2456, 3300 nucleotides long. NCBI's taxonomy places the organism in Eukaryota, Dinophyceae, Suessiales, Symbiodiniaceae. The record is from the annotation of a GenBank genome assembly.